This is a messenger RNA of Rhagoletis zephyria (snowberry fruit fly), 705 nucleotides long. The record is from RefSeq and is a predicted model, not a curated record. Lineage: Eukaryota; Metazoa; Arthropoda; Insecta; Diptera; Tephritidae.
AUGGCCGAUCUAGGAAGUUAUGGUCUCAAACGAGAGGAGCUGUUUCUAACGACAAAGCUGAGUCCUGCUGAUCAGGGCAAAGGCAACUGCAAGAAAGCCAUCCUCGAUGCUGUCAAGAAGCUUCAGGUAGCUUACAUUGACUUGGUUCUGAUUCAUUGGCCUGGCUCCAGUAAACUUGCACAUGAUGAUCCAAAGAAUGCUGAAAGGCGUAAGGGUAGUUGGGAAGACUUAGAAGAGUUGCACAGUGAGGGCAUUGUCAAAAGUAUUGGCGUGUCCAACUAUACGAUCCGACAUUUAGAAGAGAUGAUCAAUGCACAAAAUGGUUACGCAAAAAUAAAACCAGUUGUCAAUCAGGUGGAAGUUCAUCCGCUAUUUUUCGACAAAGAAUUGAUUGACUUUUGCAGCAAAAACUCUAUCGUAGUGCAGGCGUAUUCAUCGCUAGGUGCUGCAGAUGGCUGGCCAGUGCUGGCAGAGAAUGCAACUCUCAAACAAGUGGCCUCCAAGUACAGCAAAUCAGUGGCACAAAUCUUGCUGAAAUGGGCUUUGCAGCAUAAUCUCUGCAUCAUUCCAAAAACAUCGAAAGUUGAAAAUUUGAAAUUGAAUUUUGAUUUGUUCAACUUUGAGCUUAGCAACGAAGACAUGGUUGCUAUUGAUGCUCUCAAUAAAAACAAAAAGUUUUGCUGGGAUCCUUCCACAAUUUGCUAA